AUGGAAAAUGAUCACAAGGAAUUACAACUUCUUCCUACAGUACCAUUACCAUACACCACACCCUCUUACUCACGUGCCUCACCAUGGCCGUCCGAUUUCAUCACUUUCAAAUCACUACUGCAGGAUGAUGCACCAUCUCCUUCCCUGGACUUGCAACUUUCCAUAACCAUCAAACCACCACCACAAGAAAGUGAGGUGGCAGCGGCGGAGAGCGCGUACGCGCGGCGCGUGAUGGAGAUGACGAGGCGGGAAAUGGAAAUGGCUCAGUUGGAAUUCGCACGUGCCAGGCACAUGUGGGAGAGGGCACGUGAGGAAGUGGAGAUGGUUGAAAAGAUGAAGGAAAAUGCCAUGCGCAUGACUAGUGGUAAUUCGUGUAUGGAAAUUACUUGUCAAGCUUGUAGAAGAAAAUUUACACCGAAUUAA
This is a messenger RNA of Erigeron canadensis, 423 nucleotides long. Its product is annotated as protein indeterminate-domain 14-like. Gene Ontology annotation, cellular component: nucleus. The transcript has a single exon. Gene Ontology annotation, biological process: gravitropism. NCBI's taxonomy places the organism in Eukaryota, Viridiplantae, Streptophyta, Magnoliopsida, Asterales, Asteraceae. Bases 1 to 423 code for a protein of 140 amino acids. The record is from RefSeq and is a predicted model, not a curated record.